AUGGAGGACACGGGCGCUCAUGUGGUGGACACGACUGUCGACGCUAUCGCCGAACCGGUCGAGUCGUCCGCAACACCUGAGAGGACGAGUGAGGGCACGGCUGCAGACAAUGGACACAAUGGUGGCGGAGAUAAUGAUAAUGAGGCCAAUGAUGGCAACAGUGGCGAAGAGAUGCCGGAUAUGAUGGCUAUAUUAUAUGGCAAUGAGGAAGAGGCGGAUGCGGACGACGAUGAGGACGACUUUGUGGCCAACACUACCACCGUAUCUCAAGAGUCCAAUACUGGAUCAGUCGGUGGUGUGGUUAAGGCAGAAGUGGUUGGGACGGCAGGUGUGGCAGAGGGGCCCUCAACAGGUGCGACCGAUUCGGGUCGGAAGCGAAGAUCAGAUGAAGCCAACGAUUCCUCUCAAAGCAAUAGUAAACGCAUUAAACCGGAGCUGAUGUCUCCUCCAAGAAGUCGGUCGCAAGAGUCAGUCCCUCCGGCCGCAACCAUACCAUUGACCACCACUUGUGAACAGAUCGAAGUGGAAGAGGAGUUGCCGAAAGACUCGCGACAUUUCAUGACUUAUAUAUUGUCUUUGAGUGGCAAUGACUUGGAGGCCAAAGACAUGACUGAACUGUCGAUACACUCAAAGCUGAACGACAUAACGCGUACUCUUGAGUUCCGAUCGAUGGACACGUUUCUCGAGUCGUUUGUGCCGUUCGUGAUAAUGGAUUUGUGGCGAAACGCCAAACAGGAGUGGGGGUCGAGACCUAAGAGGGUGUUGGGCCGCAAGUGCUCUAUAAUGACGAAGUGGAAGACCAAUCGGAUGUUCGACGGCUUGGAGUUGAAGUGCAUUUCAGUGAUCGGAUCCGACGAGAAGCCGCACUUCCGGUUCGGACAGUUGGCAAUGCUUCAGACGGCCAUCCAGACUAAGGCCGACAGCAAUCAGCACACCAUCGGUCGACGCAAGUAUUUGGCGUACAUUACGAGUCACACCUAUAAAACUAUUCCCUAUUUUCGGAGUUCUUGA
Molecule: messenger RNA, 1011 nt
Organism: Oppiella nova
Lineage: Eukaryota; Metazoa; Arthropoda; Arachnida; Sarcoptiformes; Oppiidae
Source: the annotation of a GenBank genome assembly